Molecule: messenger RNA, 282 nt
Organism: Pyricularia oryzae 70-15
Lineage: Eukaryota; Fungi; Ascomycota; Sordariomycetes; Magnaporthales; Pyriculariaceae
Product: 37S ribosomal protein Mrp10
Exons: 2
Coding region: 1-282 (93 amino acids)
Biological process (GO): mitochondrial translation
Cellular component (GO): mitochondrial small ribosomal subunit
Molecular function (GO): structural constituent of ribosome
Source: RefSeq, a predicted model, not a curated record
AUGUCAUCCGUGAAGAAACCUAUGCGCCUGCCGCCCCUCAAGGCACUGCGCGUCCGCAACCCCGAUGUCAAGGAGGUGAACCCGUGUCUGGCAGUUAUGAGCUCAGUUCUCGCAUGCUGGGCUUCGGCAGGCUACACAGCACAGGGCUGCGCUGCUCUCGAGCAAUCUCUUCGUGCAUGCAUGGACGGCCCACCAGCCCCGAAGCCAAAGAAGAGCGAGAUCAACUACCACCUAUCUCGAAUGUACCCCAAGAUCGUCGGGCCGAGGAAGUUAAACAAGUGA